AUGCGAGACGAGGAGAAGGUUCCUCUUCAAAACAGCUUGCCAAAAUCUUUUGGGAAAUCGGAUUAUACCCAAAGCUCUUCGGAGCUAGAUCCAUAUGGAUCAGAGACGUCUACGAACAAGGAAAUGGAUGCAGACAUUCCCGAUCGGAAAUAUGCCUGGAAUUCCGGCAUCUUUACACGUUUUCCUUUUCUCGGAGUUUUGCCUUUGCUCUUGAGUAUGAUCUGUAAACGUCACAGACAAACGUCUUUGGUAAGUGAGUGGUCAGGAGUAAUGCAACCUGCUGUGCUGCUUGCUUAUAGCUCGACUGUGGCGAACUCGUUGGUCAGGAUCGCUUUUGCCUAUGGCUGCGCUGUCAGUUUUUGGGUACAGGCAGUGGAAGGUCAUAUGCCGGUGACCAACCUGCAUCGUCACUGGGAAGGAGCCUCGAGUUUCUGGGGAGCACUGAGUGCGUUGACUCGGAGGAAAGCUAUUCGCAUAAGCUUGGUAUCUGUCCUUGUUACCAUCUCGUCUUUGCUUCGGGGCCCCUUGAUGCAAAGAGCCUCUUCCACCCACACCCGUGAAGUGGCCCUUACAGGUAUCGCGGAUCUUCAAGUUGCCCGUACUAUCUUCGUUGAUCAAGAGGGUGCAUUCAGGGGGUCAGGUGGGAGUCAAAAUCUUGAAACGGGGUUCCAGAGCGUGCUCCGAGAUUACCAAUCAAAAGCCUCACUUCGCGUCCCUGGAGCCGAAUCCUACAACAAUUAUUCUUUAAAAGUAGAAGCCUUGGGAUUCGACAGCUCGAAUUGUUCUCUGGUUGAAGAGAGCAUGCCACCGAAGGAUUUAAAUCAAUGGGUUGUCGGCUACAACAGCACCGACAUUUUCAAGAUCGACAUAUCAGCAGGCCAGCUUUCAAAUGAUAAUCCCAAAGAACGCCAAGAGGUGUUCUUGAUAUCACGCUACGUGUACAUGCAAGAAUACGACGGAUGGGAACUGUCGGGUCCGGAUUUCGACGACCCCAUGGACGAUAUCAUCAAUAGCUACCGCGAAAUAGCCUUCCGCAUGUCCCUCCACGAGGCAGCCAGGAACAAUUACAAUAUAACCUGGCAUGGAGAACGACUUUGGCCUUUCAUCAGUCAGACUGUCGACUACAUCAGCCACCAAGUCCGCGUCGAGUACAAAGCCAACGCUCCUGCGCUCGGUGUGGCCGUGGUUGUCGGCCUUCUCGGCCCACUGGCCACUUUGACCCUCUUCUGGGGUUACUGGCAUCUAGGGAGGGACUUCUCCAUGAGUCCGCUUGAACUGGCGAACGCCUUUCUUGUCCGCGGGCCCAUGCUGCCAAUGUCAGCGGCUGCAGCACCCUCGUCCCCGAAACCUCAAGACGCCCAGGAUCAACACCGGGAUCAACACCAACACCAACACCAACACCAACACCAACACCAGCACCAGCACCAGCACCAGCACCAGCACCAGCACCAGCACCUGCACCUGCACCAAGCCCAACUAGCCACACUCCUCGCCAACUGCAGCACCAACGCCUCAGCAAAGCAAAUCACAAAUUACUGCACCCGAAACAGGAAUGACGACCAUUGGUGGACUACCUUCUUCCAAUCCAACAGCAGGGAGCCAAAUUUGCAGUACGGCGUGUUGGAAUCCACUGGGCAAUUGGGUUUUGCAGUUGAAGACGAACAGGGAGUUAUCCACGCGAGGAAGCCACGGGAGGGGGAGCUGUUGUAA
Molecule: messenger RNA, 1710 nt
Organism: Neurospora tetraspora
Lineage: Eukaryota; Fungi; Ascomycota; Sordariomycetes; Sordariales; Sordariaceae
Exons: 5
Coding region: 1-1710 (569 amino acids)
Source: RefSeq, a predicted model, not a curated record